AUUCUCCGGCGGCUGCAGAUUGACGGGACGAGAUGGUCCUGGCGGGGCUCAUCAGGAAACUCGGUCAUCAGCUGGCCGAGAUCAGGGAGCGCGCUCUCAAGAGUAUUCUCUGCAAGAUUGAGCACAAGUUAAUCUGCUACGCUGAUCUCAUUCAGGAGAGGCAACUUUUUCUUCAUUUGCUGGAAUGGUUCAAUUUCCCGUCCGUUCCGAUGAAGGAAGAGGUUCUGAACCUGUUAAGCAGAUUGGUUAAGUAUCCCCCAGCAGUCCAACAUUUGGUUGACGUUGGUGCAGUAGAGUUCUUAUCUAAGCUUCGGUCUAAUGUGGAGCCAAAUCUGCAGGCUGAAAUUGAUGGCAUUCUGGAUGGACUUUUUCUUCUUCCUUCGGAAGUUCCUGCACUAUCUUCUGCCUCAUACCAAACCAAUCAAACUGAAUUGUCAAAAAACCCUGAAAUCUUAACAGGAUAUUUUCCCCAAGACAAAAGUAAUUUCCAGCAGAUGGAAGUGCCGCCACGACCAGUGGUAAAUCAGACUGUGAAGUGCUUGAAGUUUUCUACAUUUCCUUGGCUACCCCUGACCACCACAGACAGACAUGUCCUCUCCUCUAAUGAAAGCUCUUUAAGAAGUAGUAACCACACUUUAAUCUGGAACACCUGUGAACUACUGAAGGAUGUUAUCAUGCAAGAUUUUCCUGCUGAGAUUUUCCUUCAAAGGCCAAAAAUUGUUCAGAGCCUUUUAUCUCUGUUGAAACUGGCCUUUGGAGGAGAUGGAAAGCAUCGCCUGGCAUUACAGUCAGUGUCCUGCCUGCAGCAGCUGUGCAUGUAUUUAAGAAACAGACUUAACUUUCACCGAGAUCCAGGUUUUUUCUCCAAUAAACACGACACAGUUUCCCAAAAUUCUUCUUUGUCUUAUUGUCAUGAAGCAAGAGGUACUCAUCAUUCCCAGAAUCCUUCCCCAGGAAGCAGCAGCCCUCGGCCUUCUGUGGUUGGGCGCACAGGCCAGCGACCCAGAGGAGAUGGCCAGGACUGGGAUGCAGCGUCCUCUAGUGGAAGUAGUAGUCAUGCUCAUGUAAACUCCAGGAUAUCCGUUCAUUCACCUUUGGAUAUGGGACACAUAGAUCUGCCAGAGCUGGAAACUGAAGACACAUUGGAACUACAAUUCCAGCAGCUCAGUCUUCCCCAGUUUUGUGUCUCCAUUCUGGAAUCAGCUGUUCCUCUCUUAAGAACAGGUAGCAGACAAGUGAUAAUAAGAGUUCUGGAAUUGCUUACAGAGGAUAUGACACUUAUUGGUGAAGCAAUUUCAACAGAUAUCUGGGAUGACAGCAGCCUUUUUGGUAUAGAUAUGAAGGAGAAACUACUCCUGGUGUUGGGAGCCCUUGGAGAAACCAUGUGCUACCAUAAAAGUAGUAUCAGUUUGGAGCAGCCAGAGGUGAUGCUUGUGCACCACAGAAUGGCCUUUAUCAGCAUUUCCCUGUUUGCAGUUCGACUGCUACAAACGCUUCUCCCUGUUGAAAAGGCAAGCGAGUUUUUAUCAGAGCCUAUGUCAACAGCAUUAUUUCUCCUUUCUUUGGACAUGCCUAUUUCUUUGGAAUAUCCAAAUAUUCAUGAAGCUGUUGUGGCCUAUUUGGAACAGCUGAAUUCUGAAAACUACAGUAUUUAUAAACGAACUGCAGAGGCCGUUUAUUCAAUUGAAUGCACCUGUAACUUCCUGUCUGAUAUUGGGAAAGAGGGAGAGAAGAAUCUCUUAGAAUUAGUGGAGCUGGCAGACCAAGCCUUGCGUAGCUUUUCCUAUCAUCAGCAUUUCCCCCUAAUAAAGGAAAUCAUCAGCAUUUGUUCAAAGAUGUAAUAUUUUCUUUCUUAAUGUGAUUACGUUAUUAUUGGACACUUAGGGUGUGUGUAAACUUAGAAACAGUGAAAGUGAAACUGACUGUAUAUCUUUGUUAUUAUUUUUUAGUUUAAUUGCUUUUAUAUGUGUCUGAUUUUUAAAGGGUAUAUGUACAGCUGCAUUAGGAUACUUAACUGUUAUAUUCAAGAUUAAACUUCAAAAAUAUCAUGCCUACAAUCAAAAUGAAUAAUCCUUGGAUUUUUAUACAUUUGUUUUUGGUAUCCAUCCAGACUAUUCACACACAUUGUUUGUUUAUCUUUAAAGUUUUAAUUAAUAACUUAAACUGAGAGUUUUGUAACUUUUAUUACUUUGUACCUUUUUCUUAUGUGGAUUUUUAGAAAAGACUGUGUAUUGGUUAAUUUAUUUUGAGGACAUCAGCAAAUUUCUAUUUAGAACUUAGUGUCUUUAUUGCUUUUGGAAAGAAUAAAUUCUGUGAUGUGAUAAUCAUUAACUGAGUAGGGGAUUUUAAAGACAUUUUGGGUUUUUAAAAAUACUCUUUAAGACAGAACCUCCUCUGCCCUGAAACAAAUAAGUGCUUAGCUGGAAAUCUGCUCAGGCCAGUCCGUUACUACAAGGAGAAAGUCAGAAGGUGCUUCUCCAUAUGUUGUCUCACCCAUUGCCACGAGUGAAAGCUGAAACUUACCACCACUGUCUGGAAAUCACGAAGGAAUGUUUAGGUGUCCAUAAUGUCACUAAACCCGUGUCUUCACUUUGCAAUGGAAUUCAUUUUCUACUUCAUCCAAAAGUUCUGUAUGAAAUCUCUGUAUUUGGCAUUCAAGAGCCCAAAAGUGAGGUGAACACUGCUGCCAAGGCCAUUCUGUUAUACCUGCUUCAGGGACGAUUGAUGAUGACAGCAUUGACCUGGAACAAGUUUAUUGAAUCUCUCUGUCCUGUCAUCCCAAUACUACAGGGCUAUGCCGACACAGAAGAUCCUCUGGGUAACUGCAUUCUCCUUCUAAGCAAAGCAAGUUCUGACACAGAAGAGAUUCUUCCGUGUACUACCCGAUUAAAGUCCAUGCUGCGACUUUUGCUAGUGAAAAAGCCAUCGGUCCGUUCACUAGCAUUAAAGCUUUUAGCAUUCCAUCUUACCAGUGAAGAAGGGGCUGAUACAAAGCGUCCUCUAAUAGACGCCAGAGUUCUCUCCAGAGUUACUAAUUUAUUCAUUGUGAAGAAACCUAUUGAACUCAAACUGGAUGACAGAAGAGAGCUGGUUAUUAAGUUGGAGACUGUUGAAAAGGUAUAUGAAAUCUUCACCUCAGAUGAUGUUGAUCUCGUUUUGAGAAAGUCAGCUGCUGAACAGUUAGCUGUGAUUAUGCAAGAUAUUAAAAUGCAUGCUGUGGUGAAAAAGUUAUGCUUAAUUGACAAAAUAAUUGAGUAUUUAAAUGAAUGUGUGAGUCAAGAUGGCAAGGUUGUAGAAUGUUUGGUACAACCAUGCCUCACACUCUUGAGGAAGGUUUUAUGUGGUGAUCCAGUCAUGCGUGUUUCGCUCUCGCAACAGUCUUCUCUUUUGACCGUGUUAUUCAGAGUUUCCUUAAUAUUUCAUGAAGAUUGUAGUGUCGUGACUGAAGUUGGAGCACUAUUUUGUCUUCUAUUAUUUGAUGAAGUAUCAAGAAUGGAUAUGUGGUCUGUUAAUCCUUCCAAUAAACCUUCUUUGCCAUCAGUCUUCAGUUUGCCUGUUUCCGUUUUUAGAAGGUACCAUCUACCUGUUCAUGUAAUUGGACACCAUGCUGUGAGUCCUUACUCCAUAGUUUUGCCCUUAUCUGCUGAUUGUUUGGCCUUGAAGCCGGUGUCAGAUAUGCUGAGAAUAGCUUGGAACCUGUCAUGGUAUCAUGGGAGUGAUAAUCUGUUGAAGCAAAUGAACUCUGAAACUAAAACGCAAGAAAUUUUAGAUGCAUUGAAGUUAUCUACAGAGGACAUCCUCACUCUGAAGAUAACACACAUGGCUAGUGGGCUGCAGGACUGCCUCCAUUCCAUUGUUCAGGCUGCAACCCACAGGGAAGUUAGGGCUGCUGUCACCAGGAUGAGUUUUUAUCUUCUGAAUGACAGAUUGUCUUUAAAGGGUUGCCCUGGUCCAUGUGUGGUUACCUUGAAGUCCUUGGCUUGGCACACCGCACUAAACAGGUUUUUACAAGUGCUUCCUGCUUGCACUGAAGAUGAGAAACUGCUAAUAGAUAUCGUACAUUUUUUAAAUAAAUUAAUAAAGGAACAAAGAAAAAAUUCUUCACUAGAACUUCUAAACUGGAUUCUCGAAUUACUUCUUAGACAUAGUGCAAACCCACUGUUAGACCUCUUGGUUCUGACAGAGUCACAGGCACGAGAAGAAACAGAUGAUAUCCGGACUGCUGUCAGGCAACAACUUCAGAAAGAACUGAUUGCUCUUUUUGAUACCUUGCUGCUCAAUUUCAUGGAAGUUACUGACAGGAAAUGCUCGGAACUUCUUUACGUUUUUCAAACGCAGCUGGCUCUGAAACUGCUCCAGUGUCUGAAAGUGACGGAUGCGCCUCAUUUCUAUGGCCUGCCGUCCCUUGAGCGGACCUUACGAGGGAUGGCUAACCUCACUGCGUUUCCGGGAUGGAGCUCACACUCUCCUCUCACAAACCCUCUAGAUAUCUGUGUGAAGUACUUGUCAGGUCUCCUUGAGGUCAUUACUUCUUUUUAUGUGGAGCGUGGAGGAAAUGCUAUGUCCUUCAUGGGAAAAGGUGUUACAAAGAGCACAAUUCUUUGCUUGCUUCACUUAUCCCAUGAGAUGAUGGCCCAGGCUGGGAGCUCGGAGUGGAUGUCACUUUGGUUCUUGCCUUUGGGUAGUCAUAGUGAAGAACAUAUUCCUACUCAACAAGGAUUGGCUUGGUUGAUUCCAUUAUGGGUUGAUCGGGACCCAGAGGUGAGAUUCACUUCACUGGGAUUAGGAUCAGCACUGACCACCCUUGAAACUGGCUGUGUGGCCUUAGCAAACAGUUGUCAGAACAUUUCCGGUGGGCUCUGGGGAACUGUGGUGAACAUUCUUCUGGACCAGUCAGAAUGUAGUAUGGUGCGCCGGGAGGCGGCAUUUAUUCUUCAGAAUCUCCUUGUAAUUCCAAUGCCUACAGAAAUUAUAAAGGAUUAUACUUGGCAGGGUCCCUGUGUUCAUGAUGAGGACUCUGGCCUAUCGCUCAUUGGAAAACCUGCCCUUCAGGCUCUUUUAUAUCACUGCCAUUUUUAUGAACAUUUGAAUCAGAUGGUAAAGCAUUGUUACCUAGGACGGUGUAUGUUUGAUUUGAAUUUUUCUGCUUUUGAUAGAAAUUCAGAAAGCAAUGAUUUAAAUGGUUUAGAUGACUCAUUCAAGUUUUGGAGGGCUCCAUCUAGGAUAAGUCAGGAUCGAGAUCCAAGUUCUCUCUCCACCUCAGAAACAACGGUGGCACCUUCAUUGGGGAGUACUGAAUUUCAGCCACUUGUGCAGUCAACAACACUUCUGCCUGAAGCCUCCCAUGACCAGUUUGUGGCUCAAGGUCACCAGGAAAGUACAUCACCACGGCCACCUCAUGAUUCAUCUCUUUCUGCUCCCCUGCCCAAACUGUGUGUUUUUGUUACUCCAUCUCUUCUUUCAGCAAUGUGCAGCCUCUUGGACAACCUCUUGACGAUUGCUCCCAGAGACACUGCAAAGGCUUUUCAACAAGCUCAUCUCAUAGAACUUCUCUGUAGCAUUGCAGAUGCUACCCUCAUACAGACAUGUGUCCAGGAACUCAGAGCCCUGCUGCCUUCAUCACCUCCAGCUGAACACACUCAGGCUCAGGUUUCCUUUCUCCUGGAAUACCUAUCCUCUUUGUCCAGGCUUCUGCAGUCAUGUUUAUUGGUGGAGCCUGACCUUGUGAUUCAGGAUGAGCUUGUGAAACCUCUUAUCACCAAUAUCAUUGGAAUUCUCACCAUAUGUACCAAAGAUGUAUCAGAUAAAGAGUUAAUAUCAGCUUUUUAUCACACAUGGACACAUUUAUUUAAUCUUCUGGCCAUGCUCCUGAGGAAAGCUGGUGCCGUCACACUCCCGUCUGUUACCGUGGCCCUGGCCAAGCACUGGACAGCGGCGAUUGAUAUGUUCUGCAGAUGUGCAGGCUUGUCUGCCACGUGUCCUGCCCUGUAUACUGCCAGCUUGCAAUUCCUUUCUAUUCUCUUGACCGAAGAAGCAAAAGGGCAUCUCCAGGCUAAGAGCAAAACACAUUUAUGCUGUAGUCCAACAGUGGCUUCACUUCUUGAUGACUCUCAGGAAAAUCAGAAAUCUCUAGAACGACUUAGUGAUGUAAUCCUUCAGUGCUAUGAAGGGAAAUCCUCCAAAGAUAUCCUGAAAAGAGUAGCUGCAAAUGCAUUGAUGUCACUUCUGGCUGUCAGUAGAAGAGCACAGAAACAUGCUUUGAAAGCCAAUCUUAUAGACAAUUGCAUGGAGCAGAUGAAACACAUAAAUGCACAACUGAACCUAGAUUCUCUGAGGCCUGGGAAAGCAGCAUUGAAAAAAAAGGAGGAUGGUGUUAUUAAAGAGUUAAGCAUUGCCAUGCAGCUCCUAAGAAACUGUCUUUAUCAAAAUGAGGAAUGUAAAGAAGCAGCUCUUGAAGCUCACCUUGUCCCUGUCUUGCACUCUCUCUGGCCUUGGAUUUUGAUGGAUGAUUCAUUGAUGCAAAUUUCUCUGCAGCUCCUUUGUGUCUAUACUGCAAAUUUUCCAAAUGGUUGCAGUUCUCUUUGUUGGUCAAGUUGUGGACAACACCCUGUUCAAGCUACACAUAGAGGAGCCGUGAGCAACUCUCUGAUGCUGUGUAUCCUAAAGUUGGCUUCCCAGAUGCCACUGGAGAACACCACGGUUCAGCAGAUGGUUUUUAUGCUUCUUUCAAACCUGGCCUUGUCGCAUGACUGUAAAGGAGUAAUUCAGAAGAGUAACUUCUUACAGAACUUCCUCUCUCUAGCAUUGCCAAAAGGAGGAAAUAAACAUCUAAGUAAUCUGACUAUUCUUUGGUUGAAGUUACUCCUGAAUAUAUCAUCUGGAGAAGAUGGGCAACAAAUGAUUCUGAGGCUUGAUGGCUGUCUAGACUUACUAACAGAGAUGAGCAAAUACAAGCACAAGAGCAGCCCUUUAUUGCCUCUUCUUAUCUUUCAUAAUGUUUGCUUCAGUCCUGCUAAUAAACCCAAGAUCCUGGCUAAUGAAAAAGUCAUUACUGUGCUUGCUGCCUGUCUGGAAAGUGAGAAUCAAAAUGCUCAGAGGAUUGGAGCAGCUGCCCUUUGGGCUCUGAUUUACAAUUAUCAGAAGGCAAAAACAGCUUUGAAAAGCCCAUCAGUAAAAAGAAGAGUGGAUGAAGCAUACUCCUUAGCAAAGAAAACUUUCCCAAACUCAGAAGCAAACCCUCUAAAUGCCUAUUAUUUGAAAUGUCUUGAAAACCUCGUGCAGCUCCUUAAUUCUUCCUGAGUGCCAUGGGAUGCUACACCUUGAAGCUGACAGUCAUCAACAGGGGAGCUAAAGUUGAAGCCAGCUGUGUGUAGCAGCUGUUACCUGAAGACAUGCUACCUCUCUACAAAGUGUUGAUCCCCUUCUUUCCCAUGAGAGAGAGAACUGGUGAUACUCCAACACCGUCCAGUUGUGGCAGCUCUCCAGAAGUAAUAGCAGCUGACAACUUUCUGUGCCUUUUCCUUUCUGUUGAAAAGGCAUAGAAAGUUCUGGGAACAUAAACAUUUUUACCCUUUUCUAUGCCAUUUAUUUUGUAAAAAUCCUAUUUAACAGUUAUUUAAUAAAACAAUAUUUUUAGAAACUAAAAA
Messenger RNA from Pan troglodytes (chimpanzee), 7646 nucleotides. It is a transcript of the gene RTTN, whose product is annotated as rotatin. The transcript has 49 exons. Gene Ontology annotation, biological process: centriole replication; centriole-centriole cohesion; ciliary basal body organization. Gene Ontology annotation, cellular component: ciliary basal body; centriole; centrosome. Lineage: Eukaryota; Metazoa; Chordata; Mammalia; Primates; Hominidae. The record is from RefSeq and is a predicted model, not a curated record. The coding region runs from base 2482 to 7299 and encodes 1605 amino acids.